AUGGGGAGAACCGAGUUUGGCGCCGUUUUGCCACUCCGCUCUGCCCCCACCCGCUUCUACAAUCUUACAUUUGCCCGACGCCGUGGAUGUGGUUGUCGGUUGUGCAUGUCCGGGGCGCGUGUGGUUGCCGAGUACGGUCGCCCCGCAUGCUCGGGUCGCGUUUUCGUCCUAUUCGUCGCGUUUUAAUCGCACCCAACACUCCGUUCUCUUCCCCAAUGGUCUUGUUGUUUUCAGAGCCUCUUUCCCUUCGCGUUUCGAACACACGCAAACUCACGCCGAAAUGAGCGAAACCAAGGCCGAGAAACGCGCGCACACCGAGGAGAACGGCGAAGAGUCCGAGGUGACGGCCAAACAGUCCAAGGUGGAGCAGAUCAAGGAGGCCAACGCCAACGAAAAGAGUGAGUUCUGGGGGGUCCGUGGAGGGUGGGGAGAGGAUUUGUAGGCUGAGAGACGUGUACAAUGGGAUGAAUACUUGUAUGAGUUAUGAUUUGGAUGGACGGCCUUGUAGUGUUACAGCAACUGUAGCUGGUUGUGUAAAAAAUAAUUUUUGAAAAUGGCUUUGAGUACUUUGAUCUAGGAUGUUUAUGAUCAACAAAUACAGUCGACCACGUGGCGACAAGGUUAAUAAAAACACACUGAGGGGCUGAUAGACGCUAGUAUUACCUCGAACAACUGUUAGAAGUACCGAGGUUUCUGAUCACUUUACUUACCUCUAUUCCUUUCAGAAGCCAAGGACGUUGAAGAAGUAGAAAAUGAGAAUGAAGUUGAGGAGGAGGGCGAUGAUGGAGAAGAAUCGUCGAACGCAGAGUCAGGAGCCGAGGACGAGGAGAACGACGUCGACGACGAGGAGGAGGAUGAUGUAGCCGGCGACGACGACGGCGACGCAGAAGACGCCGGCGAAGACGACGACGCGGAAGAGGAGGAGGAAGAAGAAGAGGAAUAA
This is a messenger RNA of Bursaphelenchus xylophilus (pine wood nematode), 943 nucleotides long. Lineage: Eukaryota; Metazoa; Nematoda; Chromadorea; Rhabditida; Aphelenchoididae. The record is from the annotation of a GenBank genome assembly.